Botrytis cinerea B05.10 is the source of this 2155-nucleotide messenger RNA. RefSeq lists its product as hypothetical. Bases 635 to 1822 code for a protein of 395 amino acids. The record is from RefSeq and is a predicted model, not a curated record. The transcript is spliced from 2 exons. Lineage: Eukaryota; Fungi; Ascomycota; Leotiomycetes; Helotiales; Sclerotiniaceae.
GAUUUGAUUGAUUUGAUUUGUUGAGAAGGAGAUUGGAUUGGAUUGGCUAUUCUUGACUCUACUUGACUCGAAUCAAAAUCUUGAUAUCAAGAUUGAUGAAGUAUUCAGACAUACAACAACGAACAGCUCCAUCCAGUCAAACCAUAUGCCAAGAUGUAGGUCUGCUCCAUGACACAUUCAGUAUAAGCAUACCAUCAUCCACUCAUCCACAUUGGCCUAGAUCAUCAAGCAUGGCACCGUCGCAACAUUGAUUCAUACUGGGUACUUACUCCGAAGAAUCACCAGUUCUCGGAUUCCUUGCAUUCAAAGUUCAGAAAAGGCAAUUGUCCCAUGUACCAAACAGUUCACCAGGUUCUGCCUAUUUCUUAAUCUAUAAUAUGUGCAUUACAUAAGAAACACGGGACCAACAGUUGGACUGGUGGAUUGACUAGUUGGACAAUAUCCUCAUGUACUUAGUAGGUACUUGUAAAGGAGCUGUUGGGUAUUUCUACGGAUAUGGCAAGAUGAUUAAGGGUGAGCGAUAGCGCUAGUACUGGCUUCCAUCUCCUUAUAAUGAUCUUUUGAAACUUUCUCUUCGGAAACCCUUUUCUGUUAUUCACAUUAUUUUCUGUUCACCCUAGCUCAAAAGCUCAAGAUGUCUCUCAAAGGCAAGGAGGUUGAGUUGUCGCGCGAAGUACACUUAAUUCUACGCAGAAAUCUUCGGAUGUCGCCCCAGGAUAGAGCAUUAUACGAGCGUGUUGCAACGUUGAAAGAUCCCACAUCAAUCGCUCGCGCAGAGAAGAAUCAGUUAGAUGGGCUUCCACCUCCAGAUGAAGAAGAUAGACUUUGUGUGGAAAAGGUUGGCUUAGCUAUGGCGGAGCUGAAGGACAAAGUGGCAGUCAGCCACGUUACCCUUACUCAGGAAGAGGCUGAUAUCAUCUUAUUUGGCGCUACGUGGGAACUAGAUAAUCCAGCCAGUGGCAAAAGAUAUCUUCUGUGGUCUAUGGACCUUGUGGAGGCAGAACGGCAGCUUGUCGAAAAAGUACAGACGUCCUUGGGUAAUCCUUAUGACAACGCGAUCAAGCGCCUUGCCGGAAAACGAUGGGAUGAACUAAGACAACUCGAUCAGCCAGCCAGGGAGCAACGGCGUGAGCAGAAAGCACAGGAAAUGCGUGCCGCGUUUGCCGCGCAAAGGGAAGCUGGUCGGCCGAGAUGGGUGCAGGAAAUGCUUGCCGCGAAGCUAGCUCAUUGGGGGUUUGUUAUCUUUCGGACAGAUUAUCGUGAAGGUAAAGAUAAGAAAUGGCAUGUCUUCAAAGGCGUUUACAGAAUGACCGCAGCUAUUGUGCUACGUGACUGUUGGAACAAAGCAAACACCCUGGUUACGACACAGAAAUCUUUUCUUGUUUCUGAUCCAAAACUGGACGGGGCGAGCCUGGACACAUUACGAGAAAGAUUCAAGAGAAUGAGGGAAAAUGACGAGAUUCCUAGUGGGAGAGCAACGGAUUGCUUUCUAGUGGUAGAUGAGGCGGUUCUUGACCACAAUGUGAUAUCAACGAAGACUCUUUACAAACCUAAAAGUCCCGGGGAAGCGGAUCCCUGGGAUACUACACUGUCUUUAAGAGCUGUAGAUCCGGAUUAUAACAACACAGAUACAUUGAAUUUCGAAGGAUACAUUACGAUUCCUCUUCCUAAGGUCUUUGACUGGUUGUACUACUGUUUCAUGCCCAAAAGUAAGUAUUGGAAAACGCGAUAUCUGAUCACUAAGGGAGGUCCUGCGGAGGUGAUGGACCCUGACGCGCCAUAUCCAGCCUAUCGUUCAGGUAUGGAAUCACUUUUACCAUAAAUGAAUGGUAUGAUCGAACGAUAUCUGUCCAUAAUUGCAGUCUAGAAUUGUAAAGACACAUUAUAAGAAAUUGGUUCUUGCUCAUGUUUUUCUUAUUUACAAUCAUGCAAGAUAAUUCGAUUUCUUGCGGCGAUUUGUUCAUGAUGGUCCAUAUGACCGUGAGUCGUUCCUGAAAUUAAACCAGAAGGUAUUCAAGUCAUUAUUCAAUUCAUAAUUUGGAUUCAUUUCAAUUAAAAUGCCAUUGUAAAGAGCCAUUAUUAGUACGGUGUACAAGCUGGUGCGAUGCCCAGCGGACUAGGAAAUAAGAAAAUUAUAUCGGCGAAUAUAACCGCA